AAUAAUAUCAAUUACUAUUAGGAGCCAUAUAUUGCAGAUGAAGCAAGGUAAAAAAAUGAGAGGUAGAGAGAGAGAUAGAAAGAGAGAGAGAGAUUGGGGAUGGAGACCUCAUCGUCGACGGUUAGCACAGUCAUACGAGAGGUUCAAAAUCCAGGAGAAGGGACGUCUCCAGCAGAAUUCGAGCGUCUAUGACAAGAGAAUUUACAACCAGGCAAUCCCUUUUUUCUUCACAAAUUACCCAGAAGAUUGGUCGUUUGAGCAGAUGUGGCACACUUUCAACAUACUAGGCCUCGGACGGGUGAUAGAGAUUGAUUGCCCGGAGAAGAGAGACAGAUUGGGCAGACGAUUCGAGUUCGUUCGAUUCCUGGAUGUGAAGAAUGAAGGAGAACUGGAAAGAAGAUUAAAUGAAAUCAGGCUAGGGAAUCAUGUACUGCAAGCAAACAAACCAAGAUUCAUGAAAGGGGAUCGUUUUAAAAAGGCGAUUCCGAGUAUCCAGACCAGGUUCCCGAAUAGGAGUCAUCAAAGCACUUUGGGUGCCAAUAACAAACCAUCCUAUGCUGAGGUCGUCAAAGCUGCUAUCAGAAAUGGGGGAGGAAGACCCAUGAGUAGAAGAUGGGAGAGAAGAACAGAGCAUAGGUAUGCAGGAAAUGAAUUCAGCAACUUAGUAGGCCAGCAAAGGGAAUGGCAACCAAAACAUCAGAACCAGCAAUGGUCGGGCAUGGAGCUGAAAGUCGACCAGGGAGAAUACGCAUGGCUUGAAAAGUGCUUUGUCGGCAAAGCACAUUCGGUGAAUUUGAUCCCGAAUCUGCAAGAAAAACUUUUCUUGGAAGGAGUUUUUUACUGCAAGAUUACACCAUUAGGAGGCAGGCUAGUGUUAUUAGAAGGCAAGGAUUAUGAGGAUUUGAAGGAGCUGGUAGAGAAAGGAAAAGACUGGUUGGGGCAGUGGUUUGAAGAGGUGAAACCAUGGUCCCCUUCUGUGGUUGCUACAGAGAGGUUUGCGUGGAUCCGAUGCCAGGGGCUACCAGCGCAUGCUUGGAAAUUAGAGUCUUUCCAAACCUUCGGAAGAUUAUGGGGAAGUCUGAUAUCCCUAGAUGAUAGCACUAGCAGCAAGAAGAGAUUUGAUGCUGCAAGAUUCUUGAUCACCACACCAUCCUCAGAGUCAAUUUCCAAGACAAUUACAGUUAAGAUUAAUGGUGAAUUCUUCACCCUGAAGUUCACAGAAGAAGAGUCAACUAAUUCCCUAUUCACCAUGAGAUCGGAUAGGGUAAUCCAUGCUCCAAAGGAAGAUGAAGACGAAGAAGGUAGUUCCCUAGACAGCCGGUAUGAGUUUGAUUCUGACAAAAAUAUGGAUCUAUUAGAGCAAGAUGAGUGCCAGUCUUUGGGCGAGGAAGACGCCGGUGGUAAGAAGUCUUUGGAGGAUGAUUUGUCAACCCAGAAGGCGGAUGUCGAUGGUAAGGGGAUCAUAGAAGAUGAGCUGGCAGCCCAGACCGAUGAGGAAGGAAACUCGACCGAGGUGGCAACCCAUGAUGAUGAGGUGGAUAGCUACAGCAAGGAGUUUGAAAGCUCUAAAAGGAAAAUGGGUGAGGUGGACUCUACCAAUACCGAGAUGGUCAAGGAAUCAGUGGGCAUGGGCGAAAACAGGAAGGGGGUUCAAAAUUCAAAUUCAAACUCAACAAAUCCAGGAGUGGGGGAUACAAGAAAGAUAACGGCUAUCCCAGAAGUGACGGCUCAUAAAGGAAAUCUGGAAUCUGACAGUCAAUUCAGCACCAAUGCAGAAAAAGGCAGCAUCAGCAAGUCCAAUCACAAAAGAAGAAGCACUUUAGAAGAAGGAAGAAGUCGUGGAUCAGAAGAAGGAAAUGCUGGGGCCUUAUAUGCUGGGCUUUCAACAAUUGAAAUGGGCCUAGAAGAGGAGUUGGGGCCGAGGAUGGAUGAUCCUAUUAGGCCAUCAAAUAUAGGCCCAAUUGAGCAGACGGGGAAGAUUAACUCCAAAUCGGUCAUAAAAAACAGAAAAUCAGUCUCUUCUUUCUGGGAUGACCUCGUGAGUGAUUCUGAUCUUGAUGCUCCAGCACCGUGGAUGACCAGCAUCGAUGGAAUUGGGAGAAGAAAUAAGAAGAGAAGAGCGAAGUCCUACGCCUCGGUUUACAGAAAAACAGGGGGAUUGGAAGGCAUCUUAGUGCAGCAGAAUCGGAAAGGGCAGAGAAAUGCAUCAGAGAAAUCUAAGAAGGAGAUUCGGUUCGAAAAAAAUCCAGAGAAGCCGGUUGCAGAUACCUCGAUCAAUGACAGCAACAUCCAAAACCGUAACAGAAGCAUAGAAUCGAGAAGCAGGAAACGAAACAUGGAAGCUUUAUGGUCCCGGGUCAAAGAGAUAGGGGUAACGGUACAAGGAAAGGAAUCAGAGGUGGUACAGAAACUGAAAGAAAUGGAAAGCCGCGACAAGGAAAUUUGGAGGAGGGAGGAAGAAAAGAAGCUCAGAAAAGGAGAUCAGUGGGUAGAUCAACCAGCCAUUGGAACAUCAGGAGGAAUCCUAAUUAUUUGGAACUCUGGUAUUUUUAAGAAGAAUAGAUGCUUCCAAGGGACGGGAUUUUUGGGAGUUAUGGGGACGUGGGGAGAAGAAAGUAUUCCGUGUUAUCUGGUAAAUGUCUACUCUCCUUGUGAUUUGGCUGGUAAGAGAUCCUCAUGGGAGAAUCUGUCAAAUAUUAUCUCCACUUAUAGAGGUAACUGGUGCAUAGCUGGGGAUUUCAAUGCCAUCAGAAGUCUUCAGGAAAGAAGAGGAGGCAUUAGUAUCAGAAGGGAGCUCAAGGAGUUUAAUGAGUUCAUUGAAAGGAAUGGGUUGGUGGAUAUCCCUCUGUUAGGGAGAAAAUUCACUUGGUAUCAACCGAACGGGAAGUGUAUGAGUCGCUUGGAUAGAUUCUUAUUUUCUGAGGAAUGGCUGCUUAACUGGACAGACCUGAAGCAAUGGGGGCUACCUAGGUCUCUGUCUGACCAUUGUCCAAUUCUGGUGAGGAAUGAAGCACGCAACUGGGGACCAAAACCGUUCAGAUUUUUUAAUGUGUGGCUUCAAGACUCGGAGUUCAGAGAAAUGGUUAAAAAUCAGUGGAAUAAUGCAAACACUCAAGGAUGGGGAGGCUUUGUGCUGAAAGAAAAGUUAAAAAGUUUGAAAUCUAGAAUAAAGGAAUGGGCACGGGAUCAUGUGCAGCUGGUGGAUAAUCAAAUUGAGAAAGCAAAAGCCAAUAUAGCCGAACUUGACUAUAAGGGGGAAUCACAACAGCUUAACGAGUCGGAUUGCCUUCUCAUGAGGGACCUAAUGGUAUCUUUAUGGGAAAAUGUCCAGAUUAAAGUGGAAAUGGCAAAGCAAAAAUCAAGGAUGACAUGGAUGAAAGAAGGGGAUGCAAAUACUAAAUUCUUUCACCGAUGUAUUAAAGGUAGAUGGAGAAGGAAUGAGAUUAAUUCCUUAAUAGUCGGAGGGAAGGUUUUGCAAGAAGUAAAAGAGUUAAAAGAUGGAGUCACCGAUCACUUCAUGAAUCUUUUUGCAGAGGAUGGUUGGAAGCGGUCAGUCUUGGACGGAGUGGGAUUUAAGAAACUUUCAGAAAAUGAUAAGGAUCUACUAACAGAGCCAUUUCUUGAAUCAGAGGUUAAAGAGGCAGUCUGGAAUUGUGAUAGUACAAAGGCUCCAGGACCAGAUGGUUUUAGUUUUGGUUUCUUGAAAGCAGAAUGGGAAGUGAUCAAAGGGGACAUUCUUAAAUUUCUAGCAGAUUUUCAUAGUAACAGUAGGUUGGUGAGGGGCUCUAACUCGUCAUUUCUGGUUUUGAUUCCAAAGAAGGAGAACCCUCAAGGAAUUGACGAGUACAGACCUAUUUCCUUGAUAGGUUGUAUGUACAAAAUUUUUGCUAAAAUAUUAGCCAACAGAUUGAGUAAGGUCAUGAAUGGGCUCAUAGGUGAACAACAAUCAGCAUUCAUCGGAGGGAGACAACUAGCUGACGGCGCAGUCAUUGCAAAUGAAGCGAUUGACGAGAUUAAAAGGAAAAAAAUGAGAUGCUUCCUUUUUAAGGCCGACUUUGAGAAGGCAUACGACAACAUCAGUUGGGAGUUUCUGGACUACAUGCUGGAAAGGAUGAAUUUCGGGUCGGUUUGGAGGGGAUGGAUUCAAGAAUGCCUACGAACAAACUCAGUUUCAGUAUUACUCAAUGGUAGCCCUACAAAGGAGUUCGUUAUGCAAAGAGGUCUAAGGCAAGGAGAUCCCUUAGCACCCUUCUUGUUUCUUAUAGUAGCGGAAGGUCUUAAUGGCAUCAUAUCGUCGGCUGUCGCGAAAAACCUAUUUGAAGGAGUCCCAAUGGGAGAAGGGAGUAUGAAUAUCUCUCACUUACAAUUCGCGGAUGACACACUGUUAUUAGGGGUAGCAACAGAAGAAAAUAUAUGGACCUCAAAAUGCAUCAUGAGGGCUUUUGAGCUAGUCUCCGGCCUAAAAGUUAAUUAUGGCAAAAGCUCUCUUAUUGGAAUCAAUGUCGACAACCUAUGGGAAAAGGAAAUGACAUGGUUAUUAAACUGCAAAUCAGGGUCCUUGCCGUGUAAGUACCUGGGUAUACCUUUGGGUGCAGAUCCGAGAAGGAUAGAUACAUGGAAGCCACUGAUCGACUCUUUUAAAAGAAAAUUAUCAACAUGGAAGGGGCGCUAUCUAUCUCUUGGAGGUAGAAUUACACUCAUAAACUUUGUGCUAUCUAGUCUACCAGUGUUCCUAAUGUCCUUUUAUCUCAUCCCAAAGACCGUCAUAAGGGAGUUAGACAAAAUAAGGAGGAGAUUUUUAUGGGGGGGUGCUGAGGAGAGGAAUAAAGUUGCAUGGGUAGCAUGGGAGAAUAUCUGUCUUAACAAGCUUGAAGGGGGAUUGGGUAUAAAAAAUCUGUCAUGUUUCAACAAGUCAUUACUAGGAAAAUGGUGGGGAAGACUGCUUAUGGAAAAGGGGGGCCUGUGGAAGAGAGUCUUAGCUGAAAAAUAUGGGAUUAAGGAAGGGUAUUGGCUUACUUGUUUGAAGGAGGGUAGAUCCCAAGGCUCUAAAUGGUGGAGGGAUGUGCGUAAAAUAGAUCAAGGGGAGGGUGCAAAAAAUAAUUGGGUGAGCUCAGGUUUUGUAGCAAAAUUGGGGGAUGGUGGAUCUUUGAAGUUUUGGUCGGAUGAAUGGGUAGGAGGGAGUGCUCUCUCUAACAAAUUCCCCCGCUUGUUUUUAUUAUCCACGGGCCAAAACGCAAAGGUUAAAGAAAUGGGAACCUGGAGGAACGGUAGCUGGCAUUGGAAACUACCAUGGAAGCGUCAACUUCGUUCAUGGGAGGAAGACCUUCAAAAGGAGCUAUUAGAGAUAAUCAAUUCGGCUCACCCAAUUCAGAACGAAGAAGAUCAAUGGAGAUGGCAUCUCGAAAACUCAGGAGUCUAUACAACCAAGACUGCAUAUUCCCAACUCUCAAAAGGUGGCUCAAGGCCUGCUGGAGACUUCAAGAGGAUAUGGAAAGCUCCCAUUCCAUCUAAAGUAAGUGCUUUUUGUUGGCAAUUACUUCACAAGAAACUCCCCACAAAAGAUAAUCUUGCAGUUCGGGGAAUUUUAACUGACCCAUCUAGCUUAAAUUGCUGUUGGUGUGAUGCAUGUCCCGAAUCCCCUGACCACAUGUUUUUUCAUUGUAAUUUGGCUUAUUCUUUGUGGAUGGAAUGCUAUAAGUGGUGGGGAGUGCAUUAUGUCAUGAGUAAUUCUUGUAGGAUGGCCUUAGAUCAACACAUAUGGACUGGGGGCAAGAAAUUAAUAAAUAGAGGGUGGAACAUCAUUUGGUUUGCAGUGGUUUGGACUCUAUGGCUGGGAAGGAACGACUUGAUUUUUAACAAAAAGGAGGCAAAGGUUGACCGUUUUUUUGAGCUAGUUCAAUCUCGAUCUUUCUUUUGGGCUAAAAACAUAGCUGGUAUGGAUGGAUUUUCUCUGUCAGCUUGGGUCGAGAACCCAACAAAUUGCUUAAAGAUCAAAGUUACUUAGGAAGACAGUGAUUGAACUAGAAUUAUUUUGGUUUUUACUCUGUUAUGCUCUGUUUCAGCAGCUGGUAGGAUAAAUUUUUGUAACCUGCUGUUCUGCUGUCCGUGUAAGUAAUGGGAUGGAAUACCCCUAGUAUUCCAAUAUCAAUAUACCAUUUGCUUUUCA
Molecule: messenger RNA, 6166 nt
Organism: Rubroshorea leprosula
Lineage: Eukaryota; Viridiplantae; Streptophyta; Magnoliopsida; Malvales; Dipterocarpaceae
Source: the annotation of a GenBank genome assembly